Colletotrichum karsti is the source of this 4032-nucleotide messenger RNA. RefSeq lists its product as uncharacterized. Bases 1 to 4032 code for a protein of 1343 amino acids. The record is from RefSeq and is a predicted model, not a curated record. Lineage: Eukaryota; Fungi; Ascomycota; Sordariomycetes; Glomerellales; Glomerellaceae. Gene Ontology annotation, biological process: metal ion transport; transmembrane transport. The transcript has 7 exons. Gene Ontology annotation, cellular component: membrane. Gene Ontology annotation, molecular function: cobalt ion binding; cobalt ion transmembrane transporter activity; magnesium ion binding.
AUGUACGAACCGCCGAGGGAACAGCGCUGUCGAGGCCAUUCCCUGUUCCCGUCGCGAGGUUCGGCGCAAAGCCUCAGAAGCCAGUACAGGGGCGUGAAUCUGGCCCAGAUGAUGGAGGAGUUCCGGCAGCAAGACGACAUCUACAUGCCCGUCCCGCCGACGCCACCGCCGCACGCCAUCACUCCCCGGAGACGCCCCAGCCGGUCCUCGCUGCUCCAGUCCACCGUACGCUUCGCCUCUCCUCUCGAUACCCUCACGCAGAGACUGCAAUCAAGAACACCAAUGAGCACGCCCGCUUCGCGCCAGCAGACCCCGGUGUUCCCGUUUGCGGUCCCCGAGGAGGACGAGGAAGAGAGGGAGUCGACGCCUCCGAAAGAGCCCUCGCCGCUUUCCGUGUACGAGAGCGCAGAGGGAGAGGAGCGGAGCGUGGACCUGGAAAGGUUUCCGAUGCCGCCCGAGUUCGCGGGCAGGGAGUAUCUCAGUCCCGUCCGGGAGAGCGACGACUGGGUCGACCUCGAGGACGCGACGGGAAAGGUGUACGCGUUUGACCCCGCGCGCAGGUCGGGUGACCGCUCGCGAGACGACGACGAGGGGUCUGAUUUGGAGACGCCGUUUUCCGAUGACUCUACCCUGAGAGGGGAGGAGCCGCCGCUGAGCAGGGCUUUCUACGUGUAUCAGUCGAAGUACACUGGAGAUGGUGUCCUUGGGGGGUCGCACUCCGCGGCGCUGGAAAUCGUUCAUGAUGUGAAGAGGAGGCGGCAGUCGCUGUUUAGAUGGCUGCAUGUGCAGCAGGAUAUGAUGAAUUUUGAUGAAUUUACGAAUGAGAUUUCGCAAUCACUCUCGGAGCACGAGCAGAACGACAUCCGCAAACUGCUUUCUGAUGUUAGAAAAAACUACUCUAAGACGGUUCGAACUUCCAGGCAAACGACGGUUAAACACAUGGAACCGAGUUACCUCCAGCUUCCCCUGCAGGGCGGAGACUCGUCAAAUGGCCUGAAGACAAAGCGAUCGGCGACUUGGCUCUGUAUCCCCUACUUCUCGCUCGAAGAAUACUCCGGGAUCCAGGCCGCGGACAACCCAGGCGCCUACCCGCCUCAGACCCUGCUUCAAGCUUCCUUUUCCCGCAACUCCGAGAAGCGCGAUAUGCUCCAGGCGACUCGUCAAAUCGGGAACGGCGAUAAGGGAACCUGCUUCCAUGUUCGCCAGCUGUGGUGUAUUGUGCUGGACAACUCUCUCUUGAUAACAUGCGGAUCGAUGACGGAGUCGGCGCUCCGGGGCGACACUGUCAGUGUCGUGUCAGAGCCGGCAAGAGAGCCAACACUCGGCGUGGAGUCUGGACGAAUACUUAUUCAAUACGGCGCCUCGGUGCUGUGGUCGUUCCCGCUUCAGGAGUGCCAGACUUGGUUCGCAUUCAUCGCUCACUUCUCCGACUUUUGGCCCAAGGCGGUGCGUUUCCAAUUCAACGGCCGUUUGCUCACCGAGGCCCGUUGGUGGAAAGUCUUGCAAUUCGCUAGGACUUCUCGCAAGAACGUGGUCAUCAUGAUGGAGACUUGCACACCGCCUCAGCUUCCACCCAGUGGUAUACUGCGACCUAUCGGACAAGCAGUGAGCAGCAUAGAGGCACAUCCAGGCACCGGCCUCCAACCCGCGCCGCUAUCUCCAGGAAAGCAUUUGAGCUAUCCCCCGGGACAUGGAAAGGCGAACGACAAGUUUCACGUGUUCAGCUGGGCUGACGGACAUGCUCCGAGCCCGGUCGAUGGGCCUAACUUCAUCCUCCUUCAAAGUCAACUCUCGGAAGUCGAAGAUUUCUUAACCACCGAGACGAAUGGACCUGACCGGAGAGCUUAUCUGGAUUCGGAAGUGUCUUCGCGUGAUGCCGUGUACGCGUAUCUCGAGCGGCAAGGGGCGGCGAUCCAGGAGCUGAAGAACAAGCCUUUGAAGAAGCAACUCUAUGAGGAGCGUGUUGACAUAUUCAACGCUGCCGAUACCCUGCUCAGGUUCUUCCUGCCGCCCUUGUUCGACGGGCCGACGACAGAAAGGUUCUGGGGUGCUGUGAUGAAUUUGGUCUGGAUGCCUCUAUCCGACGUUGCGGACAACAAUCCCGUACAGCAUGAACUCGACAAGACACGGCGCGAUGUCGUCUUCGCCAAUGCAUCAACUAUUCGAAAAGCCCUGCGACAAAUGGCUCUUCCAGUCAUGGCAUUCAAGAGCAUCCUGUCUCACGCCGAGCCUAGCGACCGUCUGGAAAUCGAUGUCCCUCUUGAUCUGAUCCGGGCGUGGCUUCAUCUUGUCAUGGGUCUGAUCUAUGCCAGUCACGAGACGCACUUGUGGAAGGACCACCUCGACGUGGCCGACACACUCGUCAAGAGCGGCAUGAAGCACAUCAUGGAACGGCUGUCAAAUCUUAAUCUCCUGGAACGAUCCUCCGUUCUUCCGCUGGAGGUUGUCUCCCUGAUUGGGUACGGCCUCCUCUCCAACACCUCUGGAAAGUAUGCCGGCAUUAGCGAUACAUACUCAGAGUAUCUCAGAGCUUUGGAGAACGAGAUUGCCAAUGGGGCUUCGGACAUGACUUACCAGCAGCGGAUAAACUUUCUACGCCAAGAGGUUACUGUGAUUAACCGCACAAUAGCUGCGCAAAACACCGUCUUCAACUCUAUCCUGGCAUCCCGAGACGAAGGUUCAUCCGCAGCCCCGAAACACUCUCGUCUGAACCGGGCUCGAUUUGGCGAGGCGAGAAGGCGUGAGGGCGAUCCCUUGCGAACUCAUCUGCGCAUGGUGAGAAACCGACACGCGGACGACGACGAGGCGGAUCUCUUGUUGGAAACCGUGGGCGAGGUCUCUGACUUUUACAAGCUCCCAUCCACAGACGCUGCCGGCUUUAGGGAUCUCCUGGCCGCGGAAUGCACGCAGCUGCUGGAGAGGCGGGCGAGAGACUUUGACGAGUAUGCCGAACAGGCGGAUAUUCUCGAGCAGACGAAUCUGAACAACGCUGCGGUGACUAAGGACCGGCAAGAACAGGCCAUUUACGCCUUCACCAUCGUCACCAUCAUCUUCCUUCCCCUGAGCGCUGUUUCAAGCAUCUUCGGGAUGAACACAAGUGACAUCCGCGACAUGGAAGCGGGUCAGUGGCUGUACUGGGCUACCGCGAUACCCGUCACCAUCCUGAUCAUUAUGGUCGGAUUAUGGUGGAUGGGCGAGCUGGCGCACUUGUUCAACUGGGUGACUGGCAAAUUUCGAGGCGAUGAAGAGUUCGGAUCAAGGUUUCCUACGCACACCGACAUCUCGGAGAAGCCAGAUGGCCAUGACGCGAUGGAAGUGCUCCCGCUCGCGGCUGCCGCGUACACGCAUUCGCCGUCGGCCAAGGACAACGUGAGGACGGUGAAGCUGGAAUACUACGAAUACCACCACCACCACCGCCACCACCACCACCACGGCGCGAAGAAACGCCUCUACCUCGAGCCCCCCACAAACGGCGCUGUGACCGUCCGCCAGCGCAAGACCACCUUCAUCCCCGCCCGCGAGCGGACGCCGUCCCCUCCCCCUCCUCCGCCGCCCGUCAUCUGCCCUCCCCCCGUCGUCGUCGAGCCGCUGCCUCCCCCGCCUCCCCCGCCCCCGGUCGUCCUGCCCUGCCCGCCGCCGCCGCCGCCUCCUCCGGUGAUCAUCCCCGAGCCGGCGCCGGGCCCGAUCGAGGUCAUCGCGGUGGACGUGGAGCCGAGCGUCAAGAGCAGCAGCAAGUCGUCGCGGAGCAGCCACAGCCGGAGCCGGUCGCGUCACGGGAGCGGGAGCCGGAGCCGGGACCGCGAGAGGGACAUCAGGGAGGUGUACGUCGAGCGCGAGAAGCUCGUGCCCGUGAGGGUGCCCUACCCGGUCCCCGUGCCGGUCGAGCCGCGGUACGAGACGUUCCGGUACGUCGAGGGGAGGCGGUACUCGCCGCCGCCGAGGAUGCUCCCGCCGCCGCCGCCCGAGGAGGAGAGGAUGAGGGUUACGAUUUCGGACCGGAGGAGGGAGAGGGAGUAUGUCCACCGGCGAUGA